This is a messenger RNA of Xyrichtys novacula (pearly razorfish), 3869 nucleotides long. The record is from the annotation of a GenBank genome assembly. NCBI's taxonomy places the organism in Eukaryota, Metazoa, Chordata, Actinopteri, Labriformes, Labridae.
AUGUUCAGAGACUUUAAGGUGGUUCAGCCCAGAGUGGAGGUAUCAAAUUUGACUCCUUGUUCAAUGAACUGUCCUUCUUUCAUGUUUGUCAGCCUGGGUUGCCUCCAUGUAUUGGCCAUGAUUUGUUUGAAGGUAUUGUAGCCUCUGAUCUUGCAUUGUACAUUCAACAUCUGGUGAAGGUUGACAAACAGUUCUCAUAUCUUGAGUUGAACCGCAGGAUUAACCAGUUUAAGUAUCUAGGGAACGAUGCCCAUGACAGACCUUGUGAAGUGACUCCAGGAAGUGAUAAACUGGGUGGGCAUGCUGUCCAAAACUGGUGUUUGUUGCGGAUGCUACCAGUGCUCAUUGGAAAGACAAUUGAUUCUCCAGGUGAAAAUCAAGUUUGGCAGCUGAUUUUACAAUUAAGAGAAAUUGUUUCUCUUAUUUGUGCACCAGCGAUUUCAACUGGACAGAUAGCCUAUUUGAGAGUGCUUAUCGAUGAAUAUUUGUAUUUCCGAAAGCAAACUUUCCCAGACAAACCGGUGAAGCCAAAGCAUCAUUUUGUCACUCACUAUCCAGAGCUCAUCCUCUGUUUUGGGCCACUAAUUUGUUUGUGGACACUACGAUUCGAAAGUAAGCACACUUAUUGCAAACGAUGUGCAUGGAAACUUCAUAAUUUCAAAAAUGUGUGCUUAACUCUUGCAGAGAGGCAUCAACUACUCCAGGUGUAUCUUAAUGCUGGCAAUCUCUUCCCUGCCACAGUUGUAGCGGAAAAGGCAUCAGAGUUUUUUCCUGCAGACUACAAUCACAGCAUCAGGGAGUCGGUUUCAAGCUUUGACUUUGGGUCUGACAAUACUUUGAUUGCUCAUGAGGCAACUGUAAAAGGCACAAAAUACAAAAAAAACAUGCUUGUUGUUAUGGAUGAGAUUUCUGAGGGCCUUGUGAUUGGAAAGAUCAUUGUGGUUCUUAUCCACAAAGAUUCAGAAGUGUAUUUUAUCACUAAUAAAUGCAAGGCUUUUCCUCUCCAUGACAUAGGUGUUUAUGGCUUCACACCAUGUGAGGGAUGCUACUGUUGUGUCAAACAGGAUGAACUAGUUGACUUUUACCCUUUGAAAGAGUAUACAUUCUGUGACAUUCCAGUUAUUGUUCCACACCACUCCUCCUAAGAUCCUCCUUAGGGCCUUACCAUCUCUUUCUGAUGCUGUUCAGAAUCUUGUGAUAGACAGGCUAGUGAGUUCUGGUUUGGAGUCAACAGGAGACCUGAAAUAUGUGACACAGGAUGACAUUGGAGACUUACUACCCGCCAUUCAGCAAAGGAAACUUUUAGAUGCAUUCAAACUGGGUAUGUUUGUGCUUAGUGGCAUCCUUGUAUAAUUAUACAUCAUAAUAAACCAUUAAUUCAAAGAAAAAUGCAUGACCGUUCUCUCAUUCUUUUCAAUUUUAGAAACAGAGGCAAUCACUUUGGAUCUCCAAAUCCUGCCUUCUCCCACCACUGCAGAGAGUAGCGACUCCACGGGCAAAACCGUUCAUUUCAGUGAACCGGAUCAUUCCAGGUUGUUCAGUAAAAAGACCCGUUCAUUUUGGUCAUUUCGGUCAAUCGGUCGUUAGUCAGUCCGCUCGUUCAUGUUGCUCACGUUCGACGCUGAACGAACGUGAUGAGCGAACGGACUGACUGCACUUCAGACUCAACAGCGCAACAACAUGUGAUCUUGAAAUCUGAAGCAUUACACCUCCGGAUCCGACGUUGCGUGCGUCUCAGCUCCCCGGUCCGACGUUACGACCCCCCUGUGGUCCGACGCUGUGACCGCUGCACUCCCCACUUCCCACCGUUCAUCCGUCUGGGUCUUUCGUUCAACUCGGUCUUUCAGUCAACUCGUUCAUCGGUCUGGAUCUUUCGUUCACUCGGUCUUUCAGUCAACUCGUUCAUCUGUCUGGGUCUUUCAUUCAACUCGGUCUUUCGUUCAACUCAGUCUUUCGUUCAUUUAACCCGUUCUUUUAGUCAACUCGGUCAUCCCGGUCUUUCAGUCAGCUCAGUAGUACUGCUGCUGCUUCUCUAAGCCCCACCCACACACAGAACGAGGCGCGACGAUAGGAUAAGACAGGCAAGCACGGAGAUAGUCCCUCAGCCAAUCAAAAGAACUGAACGGACUGAACGGGUCAUUUAGAGGGGGAGAACUAGUUCAUUUCGUUCACCAAAAAGAACUAGUUCUUUUGAUCCGUUCGUUCAAGACCGACACACCACUAAUCCACAUCAUUUUCCAGCUCAUACAGCCAAUCUUCCCUGUUCACCAACCUGUCCUCCAGCUCACCAACUUCACCGUUUUCAAGUCCAUCCACCUCAUCUGUGCUCUCCUGCUCAGGAACUGAAGACAGCCAGACCUCCUCCCACAUAAGAAAAGAUUGGCCAGAGUCCUUUCAGGUGCCAUGGAACCAAAUGCCUGCAGACAUUCGUUCAGCCAUAUCAGAUGGUAAGCGGCCUUCACCUGCCGCUCGACGGCAGAUGGUAAGAGUGUUGGUAGAUGCGGAAGAAUGAGAAAAACCCAACACACUCACAGUGCCUUACAAUUUGCCACAACAUUGCUCAGCAAUAUCCAAACAGUUUUGCUGAUCAAAUUGAAAAUGGUACACUCCUGGGAAAUGGAUACACAUCACUCCUAAUCCAAGUCAAAACUCGGGUUGAAAACCUGAACCGCAAUAGCAGCUUUCGCCAGCACCGUUCCUCUGGCAAAGGUCACAAGAGAGGACCUACUGACACAUAUGGCUGCACCAGAUUUCAGCCCAGCCUUCCACCAGAGGAAACUGAAGAAACAGUGGAGAGCAAACGUCAAAAACUGGAGGAGAUCUACAGUCGGGAUGGCAUAAAUGGAGCUGACAGAGCAGAGGUAAAGCAGCUUAUGGAGACAACCUUCUACCUGCAGCGGUGCCACAUAAAUGCUCUACCAGCACCAACAACUGAGGCUUUAAAAACCAAGUGGCCAUACCUAUUCACUCAGAAAGGGCUCUACUCUCACUUUGAGUUUCUCACUGAUAUCCCUGUACUACGCACACUUGAGCUUGCCAUGGAGGAAUGCAGCAGAGCAAUUAUGGAAUUCUUCAAGACCAAACCAACCAAUGCAGGAGUCCGGGAAGCUCUCUCUAUGGAUGAAAAUUUCGAGGGCUCAACUCGUGUCAUCCAUCUUCUGAUGGCUCAUUUCUCAGAGAAUAUCACUGAUCUGAUCCUUCGUGCAGAUGUGAGUUUCCUUUUUGUAUAUAGGCUACAUAUGCCAUCUCAUAUAAUGACUCAUUUUUAAGAGAACUUGCACUUUGUUUCACUUUCUUUGUCCUAGGGUUCUGCCACUACAGCUGACAUUGAGGGGACACUUAGCAUACCUGCAUCUCCUCGUCUGAUACUGCUUGGUAUGUAUACACCACUGGAUAUGCAAGCAACAUAAUCCUCCAAGCAUAAAGCAAUGCUCUUGUAAAUAGAUAUUCUGAAAUGCAUUGCUGUUUUUGUCAGGACAAGGAAUUUAUUUUCAAAAGAAAGAAAAAUUACAUUAUUUAAAGAAACAGCAAACAGUUGAAUAUGAUGGUUUACAUGCGAUACUUUCUGAAUCCAAAAUGAUGAAAAAAAAACAAUAUUGCCUAGUAUUUUUGAAUGAUAUUAUCUGGAAAAAAAAGAGAGCGAGAACACGUUUAUGGAAACAAACACAAUUGAUAUCUGUUUAUGAGAGUCGAAUCUCAACAAGGUCUGACACCUAUUGCUGUCUUUGUGCACACCACAGGACAUUAAAAAGCAUCUCCUAACUAUACCAUGGGUGUACGAGCCUCAAAAACCACAGAAGCUCCUUUCUACUGCAAAUCCAACAACAUACAACAUUACUGUGCUAUUCGUGUCAUUGGGACAGUUGUAA